This is a messenger RNA of Physella acuta, 1081 nucleotides long. RefSeq names its product nucleoside diphosphate-linked moiety X motif 17. Lineage: Eukaryota; Metazoa; Mollusca; Gastropoda; Physidae. The record is from RefSeq and is a predicted model, not a curated record. Gene Ontology annotation, biological process: NAD+ catabolic process; NADP+ catabolic process. Gene Ontology annotation, cellular component: cytosol; peroxisome. Gene Ontology annotation, molecular function: NADH pyrophosphatase activity.
CUCUUACUUACUUAUUACUUAUUACUUAGAUCUAGUACUUAGUCUAGACUCUAGAUCUAGAAUAUCAAGAUCAAUUAUUAAUUUUCAUUUAUUGACAACAGAGAUGUGAUGUCAUGGCAAAUCAGGUCAGAAUUCUUGUGCACUUAAAAACAAAGUUUGAUUCUAGCCUACAAAAAGCUAAAUUUUCUGAAUGUAUCUUAUCCCAGUUUGGAUUUACAGAAAGUUUUGGUCAUGUGCACAUGCAGUUGACUGACAACAAACUUGUACUCAGUGAUACAAAGAUAGAUGAGGAUGUAAUGAUUCCAAUUAAGCAUCCAUCAUUUUGCCCAAUUCACCAUUUAAAACCUGAAGACGCAUCACAACUACCUAAAGAAAUAUUAUCUCGUGGGGUUGAUGUUGGAGCAGCCGUUGUUCUUGAGUCAUGUGACAGAAAGGUUCUCCUCACACGUCGGGCUCAACACCUUCAGAUAUUUCCUGGCAUUUGGGUACCACCAGGGGGCCAUGUAGAAGAAAAUGAAACAUUAAUUAAUGCAGGUCUACGAGAACUGAAGGAAGAAAGUGGCCUUGACCUUAAACCAAGUGACUUUACAGAUCAAAAAGUCAGGAUUUUAGGUCUAUGGGAGUCAGUGUUUCCACCAAUGUUAGCAGUGGGCUUGCCGAGACGCCAUCAUGUGGUUGUGUAUUUCCAUGUCCAGCUGAAAAGUGGAUUAACAGCAGAUGUCAUGGAAAAACUGAUCCAUUUUGAUCCCAAUGAAGUUGAUGCAAGUGCUUGGAUUGACAGGGAAACAGUUACAGCCAUUGCUAACUCUUAUGAUGAGAAUCCAAACACUGACCCACCAAACAUUCCUGCUACCUUCAGAGCUAUAAUACUGGACAAGAAUAAAAGACAAUGUAUUACAGAAUUAUCUACAGCUCCACUUUGUAGUGUAAUAUUAUGUGGAAGCACAGACACAGAAAGAGUUAGUACAGGAACUAAAUUUGCAUUGCAGCAAUUUAUAAAAAUAGCUGCUGAAGAUAAAUAAAGUUACUGUGAUCGUAUAUAUUAAAUAUUUUUAAAAUAAAAUACAAAAACAACAGGUUA